CAUGUGGUUCCACAUGCAGUGUCAGGUGAUUUGGUCAACAAAACCAAGCAAUAUCUCACAUGGGCCAGGUAAUUCCCUACACGUGUCAUCCUGUCAUAGCUCCCUCUCAUCUGUUGACUUCCAAGAACAACAGACUCAGUCCCCACCUCUAAAAUAUAUAUAGGAGGCAAACAUACAGCACAAAAACUUUGUUCAUAUGCUUCAAAACUUCACAUACUUUGAAAAGCACAAGCCAGUAAUUGCAAGGCACAAGAAGGGCAGCGACAAUGGGAAACUGCUGCGCGCACGAAUCGGCUUCGACGGUGUGGGCCGGCGAUGACUGGGAGUUGCUAUUGGGGACGGGUACAGAGGAGGAGGAGCAAGAAGCUUCAUUGCGAGAAGAAGCGGCGAUGCCGUAUGGUUCUGGUUCGACUUCUUCGCACGGCAGGAGAGAGCAGGUGAAGAUAAAGAUCACAAGGAAGGAGCUUCGGGAGUUGCUGAAGAAGGCGGACAUGCAAAAGCUUUCUCAUCAAGAGAUGGUGGAAAGUCUGUUGAUGAAUGCAACCGGGGGCGGCAGCCACCGCUGCUCCGCCGAGAAGCACCACCGGUCGUGGAGGCCGGCGUUGAAGAGCAUUCCGGAGGUCAACUAAAAUCCUGGGAUGUUCUUGAUUUGCUGUUUCUUCUGCAUUUCUUUUGUUUGCUUGAUAUAUUUGUAUUUUGUAAUCAAGUAGUUGUUAGAUAGAAGUAGGUGAGGGGACAUAAUAGUUUGUGGGUGGAUAUUUUUGGAGUUUUUCCUUAUUAAUUUUUUUCUGGGAGAGGGAAUAAUCAAAGCAUUAUUUCAUUAUCUUGUGUACAGAAUUCUCUUUUGGAAUGUUUCUGAGAUU
Molecule: messenger RNA, 863 nt
Organism: Syzygium oleosum
Lineage: Eukaryota; Viridiplantae; Streptophyta; Magnoliopsida; Myrtales; Myrtaceae
Exons: 1
Coding region: 267-629 (120 amino acids)
Source: RefSeq, a predicted model, not a curated record